ACUACCUCCGAGAUCCUCCCGCGCCCCCGUCCAGCCGCCCUCCGGAUCCGCCCCGCCCUCGCGCAUGGCGCACCCGGCCGCGGACCGCCGCCUCCGCUCACCGCAGCGCUGCGACCACGAGCACCACGGCCGCUUCCUCCGCCCCGGCGCGCUCGCCAGGCUCCGCGACUCCAAGAUCGUCGCCCGCUCCCUCCGCUCCGCCGCCUCCGCGCGCCUCCUCCCGCCCUCCUCGCCCUCUCCCCCGUCGCCCGCGCCGGCCGCGGGCGCCGUGCCGCACUUCUUCUUCGGGGGCGCGCGGGGCGGCAUGCGGUACCCGCUCCGGAAGAAGCUCGCCGCCGCCCGCGGCGUCGUGUUCCUGCCCCCGCCGCCCGUGUCGCCGGGCGCCCUGGAGGCCUUCCUCGGCGCCUUCGCCGCCGCGCCGCCCGAGCUCCUCGCCGCGCACUGAUAGGCCGGCCGGUCGACUCCUGUGCCGCUGGCCACUGCUGCUGCGGGAUGCUUUCGCGGCGGCGCAGUUGGAGCUGGAUGCUGCCGCCCACUGAAGACCAACUGCUGUGCCGCUCGGCUUCGGUAGAUCUGUGUAGAUGCUUCUUUCUUUUCCUUUUAGGAGCUGCAACUUUUUUCAAGAUGUAGGAAGUGCAACCUUGGGAGUACUAGUAGAAAAUAUCUGUGUAAUCUUUUAUGUAAAAAAACAAAGAAAUCUGUGGUCUUGAUCUCUGAA
This is a messenger RNA of Triticum aestivum (bread wheat), 718 nucleotides long. RefSeq lists its product as uncharacterized. The transcript has a single exon. NCBI's taxonomy places the organism in Eukaryota, Viridiplantae, Streptophyta, Magnoliopsida, Poales, Poaceae. The coding region runs from base 65 to 445 and encodes 126 amino acids. The record is from RefSeq and is a predicted model, not a curated record.